UAUGUGACAGGAAGCGGAGGAGGAAUACAGUCAGCUGGUUUCCUAAACAAAUUAAGGAAUUGAUCGCCUCAGAAAGAAACGGUUACCUGAAAGAAGGUGUAGUUAAACCAGCCAGAACAAUUGGUACAUGUGACGCUGAGCACAGGCUGGAGAUUUGGCACACUGUCGAACUUGGAGCCAUGUGCAACUAAGGCUCGUGAGGUCCCGGUAAUGUGCCAUGGGCUACGACGUCACCAGGUUCCAGGGGGAGGUGGACGAGGACCUAUUGUGCCCCAUCUGCAGUGGGGUGCUGGAAGAGCCUGUGCAGGCACCCCACUGUGAACAUGCCUUCUGCAAUGCCUGCAUCACUCAGUGGUUCUCCCAGCAGCAGAUCUGCCCUGUUGAUCGCACUGUGGUCACACUGGCUCACCUGCGACCUGUACCCCGCAUCAUGAGAAAUAUGCUGUCUAAGCUGCAAAUAACUUGUGACAAUGCCGUUUUUGGCUGCAAGGCUGUGUUGCGCUUAGACCAGCUGCAGUCACACCUGAAGGACUGCGAGCACAACCCUAAGAGGCCAGUCACGUGUGAGGAGGGCUGUGGCCUCGAGAUGCCGAAGGAUGAGCUGCCAAGUCACAACUGCAUUAAACACCUGCGCAGUGUGGUGCAGCAGCAGCAGUCCAAGAUUGCCGAGCUGGAGAAGACCGCAGCUGAGCACAAACACCAGCUUGCUGAGCAGAAACGGGACAUCCAACUUUUAAAGGCCUACAUGAGGGCCAUACGCAGUGCCAACCCCAACCUGCAGAACCUGGAGGAGACUAUUGAGUACAAUGAGAUCCUAGAGUGGGUGAACUCUCUCCAACCAGCCCGUGUGACGCGCUGGGGAGGCAUGAUCUCUACUCCGGAUGCUGUCCUCCAAGCAGUGAUCAAACGCUCGCUGAUUGACAGCGGCUGCCCGCUGUCUAUUGUGAACGAUCUUAUUGAGAAUGCACACGAGCGCAACUGGCCACAAGGCCUGGCCACACUGGAGACGCGGCAGAUGAACCGACGCUACUAUGAAAACUACGUGGCAAAACGCAUUCCGGGCAAGCAAGCAGUGGUGGUGAUGGCCUGCGAGAACCAGCACAUGGGCGAGGACAUGAUCCUGGAGCCAGGGCUUGUCAUGAUCUUUGCUCAUGGGGUUGAAGAAAUACUAUAGUACAGCGGGAUGGAGACGGGGCUUGGAAAGGGUCUGAAGAGUGUGAAGGGAAGAGGCCGUUGGUCCAUUUUGAAUGGAGGCCCUUCUGCAAAUUUUGUCAGGUUUGAUGUCUUGGAAUCACUUUUAGGAAGUGCUAUACCAGAUUUCAUAUCCCUGGAGAUUUGCUGGGAGGUUUCUCAGUGAUAUGAGAGAGGAAACAAAACGGCAUUGAAGCCACACUGAAGCAUGAGGUGGACACCUAUCUGCCUUAAAUCAUUUACAGAACAGGACCAGUAACCAAGCAGCUUAUUUCACUUACCCAUAAACAGGCAGCAUUAAUGAAAUGUGAAUUUAAUCUAAGGAAACUGACAGUAAAAUCUUAAAGACUUCAGCUCUAUCUGCCUUCAGUACCUGUAUAACCACCACCAGGGACUCCUGUGCUUCAGGCUUGUGGAACCCUCUUUUGGGUGCCCCGCUUCCAGUAUACUUCCAGUUAUGUGGAUGUGGUAACAAAAAAUCCCUUAAUAUAUAUAUUGUAUGGGAAUAGACAUAUAUUACUAUUGUGUACACUUUGUGUGUAAUAUAAUCAAACAAGCUAUUUUUGCGAUCAUAUUUUAUUUCUUUGAGUAUUUGUGUGUUUUGGUUGGCACCGCAGUACCUCUGGAUGCUUUAAGUUGAAGGAAGCUUAGGAGCCCAUGGUUCCCCGCUGGGCAUGUAACUUAAUAUUGCUGAGGCUUUGGCAAGCGUUGGGAUUUCCUCAGCGGAAAAUGAACAGAGGAGAAGACAAUAAAAGGAAUCAAUUUGCACCAUUGUCCUUCUGUUUCAGCGCUAUGGCAGCAAAACCGCUGUUAACCUGAGACCGCAGUGAGUUGAAAAGGGUAGUUCUUUCUCGUGUUGCGGUGAAGUAAAUCAGUUGGGAUCAACUUCAUAGCCUAAAAUCAUAUCACUUUGAGCUUCCUCUUUUUUUGUGUGUAAAUACUGUAUCCCUGCCAUGGUUGAACUUCACAGUGUAUUUAUUUCACAAGAGCUGUGGGGAGAACACUACACCAGAAGUGAGUGCAGCGUUAGCCAGGUUGGAGGGGCUGCUUCCAGUCACUAAAGAAUGAAGAACACCGCAUCCGGGAUCCCCCUGCUGCAAAUGUGAAGUUCUCAUUCAGGAGAACCAGAUGGCUAGGGAAGGACAGAGGUGGUGGAGGUGGGAGAAUGACUAUGAGCAGAGCUGUCCCAUCAACACAUACCUUAGAAUACCACUGUGAGUCCACAAUGAAGUGGCUAAUGGCACUCCCCAGGGGGAGAGGCAUACAGAACUCGCCCUGAUGAGACUCGCAUCCUUAAGGCUGUACUUAAGAAGAAAAAGAUUAAGGGCUCAUGUCCGUCAGCAUGUGGUUAAAUGGUUGCCCAUGGUAGAAACGAACAGUAUGUAAAAGGAAAGGAGAGCUGUGGAAGAUGGAGUCAAGACACGGACAUUACAUCAUUACUUUGACUGAUCUGUGUGGGUUCCCCCAACUGGUAUGGAUCUCUCCCGUGAAAUACUGUGGUGUGUGUGUGUGUUUUGUUUUUUUUUUUUAAUUUUGUUUCAGAGCAUCACCAAGUGUUGGAUUAAAAUUUUGUAUGUUUUUCUUUUUUGUGCAGUUUAUCCACCUUGCUUUCCAAAAUGUCAAUUUUUUUUUUCUUUUUUUUCCUCGCUUUUCCCCCUUUCCCCGCAGUGUAUAUAGUGAAAGAGAACUGGGUCCAAAUGUAUUGUAAUUGUUUUCUUUGAAAUGACCAAAGUAUUUGACUCACUUUGUGAACACUUGUCUCAUCUUAGUGGUCUAAGCCCCAAACUGCUUUUGUGUUAUGGUUCAAGGCAAAUUGUUUGCCACAGGUAAACUCAACACAGCACAUAUAUGGAAGUGAUUUGGUAGCCUAACUUUACUGUCUGCAAGAGACUUUUUUUUUUUUUAAAAUUUAAAAAAAAAAAAAAAAAACCUCCUUUGCUGUUCUUUGCAUGGAGAGGGAUACUUGUGACAGUGUAAGAUCAAUACACAGUUGCCCUUUAGCCCCAGUCAAGGCCCAGGCUGUACAAGCUGAUGGACACAUUAUUCACAGCGGUUGGAGGUUGGGCUCAGGCACAAGUCCGACAUUCGCCCUUCUCGUACCCUGACGGUUGCCUACAUCUUAGUUUGGUUUAAGUGCUUCUGCAUGCUCAGCAGAGGGUUUUGCUGAAUAUGGAUCUCCAUCAGGGUGAGUGGAUGAGCCAGCAGAGUGUAUACCACCUGAGGCCUCUUGGGGUGUUUGGGUUGCAGUGUGGACAGUGUGACACUGUUUUUAUCAGAAACAUUUUUUGCAGAUGCAGCCCAAUUUGGGAUCCUCCCUAGGACCUUAUUUUUUGUGAAAAGUCAGGGAUGCACAAACUUGUCAGUCAUGUUUUGUGUAGUUCACUCUCUUGCCUUGUGUGGCAUUUUCUGUGUCAGUGCUGUA
Scleropages formosus (Asian bonytongue) is the source of this 3613-nucleotide messenger RNA. It is a transcript of the gene rnf41, whose product is annotated as ring finger protein 41. Gene Ontology annotation, molecular function: zinc ion binding; ubiquitin protein ligase activity. NCBI's taxonomy places the organism in Eukaryota, Metazoa, Chordata, Actinopteri, Osteoglossiformes, Osteoglossidae. Gene Ontology annotation, biological process: regulation of canonical NF-kappaB signal transduction; protein ubiquitination. The transcript has 7 exons. Gene Ontology annotation, cellular component: plasma membrane signaling receptor complex. The record is from RefSeq and is a predicted model, not a curated record. Bases 218 to 1174 code for a protein of 318 amino acids.